UUAUAGGUAUUAUGGAAGAUAAUUAACCCCAGCAGGGUGUAUUAGGUCCACCUGGACGUCCCAGGGGUGACCCUGCCAUUCGCGCAUUGUGAACCUCUCGCCAGCUUCUUGGUGCACCCCAGCUGUGGAAAUACAAUACCUCAUCUGAAUCUUAGCUUUUGAUCGCAGGUUGGAGAGGAGUUGGAUUUGUUCAAGGAUCUAAGCAGGACAUGAAUUACUCUGCCUAAUUCUGCAGUAUUCUAGCAGCCCAGCGCUCUGUGAGAAUAUAUCCAGACUGGUAGUUCACAUUCACCCCUUCAUACAACCAUAAACUAACCCUAACCCAUAAAGAUGACAAGUGAUGACAUCACUGUGGUCUUUGAAGACUAAAUCUUUGCUUUAAACAAAUUCAAUUCAAUAGAGUUCAGCUGGUUGACAAUUACACAGCAACACCUGACCUUUGCUUUUGUCAAGAGCAGAACAAGUGUGUUCAUUUUGUCAGCUCAGGAUUUCACCAAGCACACUUUCAGCCAAGGAACUUACCUUGUAACCUGCUACCCCUACAUAUGCAACCGCAACACCUGAAGCAUUCCAAUCAGUCGUGUUACUGUGAACGAUUGGAUUCAAUGGCGGCAUUAGUGACUUCUCAAGUUUAGUGAGUUUACAAACCUUGUUUCGGCACCACCUCCUGGAGGAGAGAUGUAUUGUACCCGGAGGAGGAGACUGCAGCUCAGGAGGGUGAUAUUUCUUCUGUCGGGAGUUCUGCUGUGUUGCCUCUAUCAGCUAACAGUCACCUCCAGGCUCUCGCCCGGGCACUGGCCCCUGCCCCAGCUCAGUGACGGGUCUGGGGAUGGAGAGGGCUUGGCAGGGGCCCAGGACGAAGUGGUCCUGGAGACCUUCGAGGAGAGGGGACGCGGUGUUAACCUGCGAGACACACGAGACACAGAGGUGAUGGAUCAGACUGAGGAGUUGGAUGAUCUCUCGGAGACGGCUGCAGGAGGGGAUGUCAAACCAGAAUCAUCCACAGUGGGCACCACGGAUGGAGCCACCGGGCCAUCAGCCUCAUCCCCUUCCACCAUGCGAAAUCUGGUUCACUGCAUUUAUGUAAACCCUGAUCCCCCGCUCCUGAUCCCCACCCCAUCACCUGAGCCACCUGUCCCCAAUACCACCCUGGUCCCCCCAGCCAACCCCGGGGACGCUCCACACCAGAAGGGGGAUUACCCCCCCGACAUCUUCUCUGUGGAGGACCGCAGGCGGGGCUGGGUGCUGCUGCACAUCUUCGGGAUGAUGUACAUGUUUGUGUCACUGGCCGUCGUGUGCGACGAGUUCUUUGUCCCGGCACUCUCCGUCAUCUCAGACGUCCUGGUCAUCUCAGACGACGUCGCCGGGGCAACGUUCAUGGCGGCCGGAGGCUCCGCCCCGGAGCUGUUCACGUCUCUGAUUGGCGUGUUCAUCUCUCAUAGCAACGUGGGCAUCGGUACAAUUGUGGGGUCAGCGGUUUUUAACAUUCUGUUUGUCAUCGGGAUGUGCGCCAUCUUCUCCAGGGAGAUUCUCAAACUUACCUGGUGGCCUCUAUUCAGGGACGUCUCCUUCUACAUCACAGGUGAUAAUAAAAAUAAAGACCUAAUCAUGCUGAUAAUCUUCUUCCUCGAUAACACCAUCAUGUGGUGGGAGAGCUUAUUUCUGGUGGCUGGAUACAGCUCCUAUGUCUGCUUUAUGAAGUACAACACACAACUGGAGACUGCCUUCAAAAACCAGCUCAGGAAACACCAAGACAUCAUUAAAAUCAUCCAUGUCGCGGUCCAGGAUGAGUCUGGCGAGAAGGAGAAUGGGACAGCAGGUCAAGAUAACCAACCUCCAGACCAGCAAGACAAGAAUAAAUUAAAGCUGAAGCCUCUACUCCAAAGAGGAGGAAGUUCAGCCUCUCUCCACAACUCCACCAUGAGGAGUACCCUCUUUCAACUGAUGAUCCACACCCUGGACCCCUUAGGACAGGGUGGUAGAAAUGAGCCACACAAAGAGCCAGCCGCCUCAGCCCCACCCAAGGAGGAAGAGAAAAAGGACGAAACAGCAGCAGCACUUGAGUGCUCUGAAAGUAGCGAUGAUGAAGAUGACACUGAUGAAGACACUGAUGAAGACAGUGACGAAGACAGCUCUGACGAGGAGAGUUCUAUUGAAGAAGAGGAAGAUGAGGAUGACACUGACAAGCCUUUGUCGUUGAUGUGGCCAGACACCAGGUGUAAACAGGCCAACUAUCUGUUCCUGCUUCCCAUAGUGUUCCCUCUGUGGCUCACUGUGCCAGAUGUCCGUAACCCCAUGUAUAAGAAGUUCUUUGUGAUCACCUUCCUGGGUUCCAUCCUGUGGAUCGCUGUGUUCUCCUACCUCAUGGUGUGGUGGGCUCAUCAGGUGGGAGAAACCAUUGGCAUCUCAGAGGAGGUCAUGGGCUUGACCGUCCUGGCAGCAGGGACCUCCAUUCCUGACCUGAUCACCAGCGUCAUCGUGGCCCGUAAGGGACUGGGCGACAUGGCCGUGUCCAGCUCUGUGGGUUCCAACAUUUUCGACAUCACCAUGGGGUUGCCAGUUCCGUGGUUACUGUGGUCAUGUUUCCAUGGGUUUGCCCCGGUGCCCGUCAGCUCUAACGGACUGUUCUGUGCCAUUGUGUUGCUCUUCAUCAUGCUCCUCUUCGUCAUCAUCUCCAUCACCGCCUGUCAGUGGAAGAUGAACAAGAUGCUAGGCUCCACCAUGUUCCUACUCUACUUCAUCUUCCUUGUUGUCAGUGUUAUGCUGGAGGACAGGGUUAUUCUCUGCCCUGUAUCCAUUUAACACUACUCUGGUCUGGUAGGAGAUACAUGUGAUCCUCUAUGUCUUCCUAAAGCAGACAUGUUUUUCAGCCUACCAGUAUUGACCAGCCCUUCUUUACAGCAUUUAGUACACACUUGUUUUUAUAUCCUUUCAGAGAUCCAGAAAUCCAUCCUUGUCCACUAAUCCUAACCUUUUAAACCAAACAUAAACUAGCCGUAAUGCCUAAAUCGAUAUUUUCCCUUAAUGCCUAACCCACAAAUUAACCCCAACUGUUACACUAUGCCCUGUUGUAUGUUUCUCCCUAAAUAUAAACCUCAAGCUGGAGAUUUUCUGAGGACCUGCCAAAAAUUAUUCCGAUUUUAAUGGCUUUGGGUCACCGCAUGUACAUGUACAUCUGGAUCACAGACACACAAACUCUGCUGACAGUCAUUAUAUACCUUGUUUCCAUCUAUUACUGAAUCCAAAAGUCCUUUCUCUUUCCAAGGCAUUUAUCCAGGGUAAACAUGUCUCAGUUAUGCUCCUUGUAAAUGGCUUUGGCUGAAAGUAUUCAGCUAGAGUAUGAUAUUAGUAAAACCAGGAACUGGGUUAUCAAUUUAAGUACCACCCCGUUUCAAAAAAGUUGGGACACUGCAUAAAAUGCUAAUAAAAACAGAAUCCAUUUAUCCUGUAU
This is a messenger RNA of Esox lucius (northern pike), 3451 nucleotides long. It is a transcript of the gene slc24a1, whose product is annotated as solute carrier family 24 member 1. The coding region runs from base 679 to 2802 and encodes 707 amino acids. Gene Ontology annotation, biological process: long-term synaptic potentiation; intracellular calcium ion homeostasis; long-term synaptic depression. Gene Ontology annotation, cellular component: membrane. Gene Ontology annotation, molecular function: calcium channel activity; calcium, potassium:sodium antiporter activity. The transcript is spliced from 10 exons. The record is from RefSeq and is a predicted model, not a curated record. Lineage: Eukaryota; Metazoa; Chordata; Actinopteri; Esociformes; Esocidae.